GUCUGAGAUUGCCACUUCAUAAGCAGAUUACAUUUAACACCAUUCCGACACUGAGUCAACAAAAAUAUUCAUCAACUGUGAUUCUGGUAGUUGGCAUAGAAACAAAAAUAUGAAAGUUGUGAUAUUGUUGGUGAUUCUUUUCGGUAGUGGCUCGUGUAACUGGGAAGAUUUGUUCAAAGAGGCUUUGAAAGACGUGGGAACAUUUCCCUCACCAUGUCAGAAAGCUAUGUUGAGGAUGUUGGGAGACCUCAUACCGCCGAAAUUGGACGAUUUGUGGGCGUUGAAAAUGAUAGAUUCCGCUUCAAAAUUCCCAUCCGGGCUAUUAACCGGAAAUUUCGGGAAUAUGGGAAACUUCAAAGAAUGCUUGGAUAUCGUAUCGAAAGAUGGAAGCAUUAAGGGCAAAUACUGCUCAAAGUCUGGAUUACCCUCAAGCCUUACAGAUGGGAUUACCGACAAAACCUUGAACAAAAUCACUUUGUUUCAGGGGAAAAUGUCUCAACCGAUCGUACAGGCCAAAACCGGUUUGGGUUUCCCAAUCGCCGUAUGUCUCCCACACCAGUGCUCUACGGAAGAAAUCAACAAAAUGAUAAAAAUAUUCGAGUGGUCCUCUUUUCAAUGUAUUACCAAAGAGGACAUAGAGAGACCUCUAUCUACAGGAGCUAUCAUUUUCAUCGUAAUCAUUUCAUUGAUUGGGUUACUCAUGCUAGCAUCGACUUCGUAUGAUUUGUAUUGCCGACAUAUCGAAAAAAAGCCAAUACCUUUACUACUCGCCUACUCAGUAUACACAAAUGGCAAGAAAAUAUUGGAAACGAAACCUUCUGAACUGUCAUGCGUCAACGGGAUAAAGGUGUUCAGUAUGAUCUGGGUUGUGUAUGGACACACUUUUUGUGCACUAUGUAUGAGUCCGUUGGUAAACUUUUUUGAUGCUGUGUCAUACAUAAACAGCUUGAAAGGAAUGGUGGUACAUGCCGGAGUGUUCGCAGUCGACACAUUUUUCUGUUUGUCAGGCUUGCUUUUAACAUAUACUACCAUGAAAGCCUUGCAUAAAACGAACAAAUUUAAUAUUCUUACGUUUUACCUGCACAGAUACAUGAGAUUGACACCUGCUUUGAUCAUACUCGUCUUCAGUACUGUAACCAUAUUAGAGUUCUUAGGAAGCGGACCGCACUGGAAUAUGGGAGUCCAAUUUUUUACAGAUACGUGCAAUAAGCAUUGGUGGAGCUCUUUGCUGUACAUACAAAACUAUGUCCACAGCGACAGUAUGUGCUUAACCCACACUUGGUACCUCAGCGUCGACUUUCAGUUGUACGUACUAUCUCCAAUAAUAUUGAUACCACUAUGGAAAUAUCCUAAAUACGGACUAGGCAUACUGAUAGCAGCAAUCCUUGCCUCUUUUGUAGUACUGUCCGUUAUCGUUUACCAUUACGAAAUACCGGCACUUAUGAUUUCACCAUUGAUGCUCACAAAAACUACAGAUUAUUCCGAAAAAUAUUAUUUAAAAACACAUACAAGAGCGACCCCCUAUUUGAUAGGCAUAUGCGCAGGGUAUAUUUUAUACAAAGUUAAAAGCAAUGAGGUACCUUUUCCGAGGCUGCCAAAGAUAGUGAUUUUGUCCCUUUGGGGAGCUUUCUUAGCAAUAAUGCUCGGUCUUGUAUUUGCUGGACACGAUACCUUGUUGGGAUUCGAGUACAAGGCUUUAGAUAAUGUCCUGUAUCUCACUUUCGUAAGACCAGUCUGGGCAAUCUGCAUUUGCUGGGUGACAUUAGCUUGCACGUGCGGAUAUGGAGGUAUAAUCAACACCUUCCUAUCUCACCCAUCUCUACAAGUGCUGAGCAAAUUUUCGUACAGCCUCUACUUGGUACACCUGAAUGUCAUUUUAAUAAAGACCUUCUCCCACAAAAGCGGCAUCUAUUUCAGUGACGUCAAUUUCCUAUACGAAUUCUGGGGCCACUUUGGAAUGAGCACCAUGUUGGCGGUCGUAUGGGUAUUAGCGUUUGAAUCUCCUAUUAUUGCGAUGGAAAAACAUAUUUUGAGACGGUGAUUUUAUCAAAUAUUUGGACUACUAAAUAUUUUAUUAUUCAUAAAGUGAUUUUUUGAUUUCACCUUAAACAUUUUUAAAUUCGAACUCUGUUUAAUGUCAUUAUUCAAUUUAUUAAAUUUGAAAUAUAGAUUUACUAGUUAUAGUACUAUUACAAUUUUGCAGAUGAAAAUCUAUACUGCCUCUAGUUUCGUAGUUAUGAUAAUGACUAUUUAAUUUUGUGAAGUUCUUUAAAUGUGGUGGUAAUAAAUGAUUUUUUAAUUUGAAUAUGAAAACAAGAACUAAAUAAUAUAUGAACAUUUUCGCAUACAACCACUGCAGUUCUUCUAACAUACACUUAAUCCUAGUAUAUUUGUUUUUAUUUAAAAUGAUUCUCAUAGCUUUAUUUGUCCUUCAAAAUGGUCGUCGAGGCCUUUUGGAUGGCCUAUUCGUCGGCAUACCGCUGUCCCUUCAUGGCAGAAAAUAGUCACACGGUGCCAUAUCAGGAGAAUAUGGGGAGUGGUUGAGUGGUUAAAAUGCCAUUUUUUGUCGAUCGAUGAGUGCAUUAGCGUCAGCUUCCUUCUUCAUGAUAUUCUGGCCGAAUACGCCUCAGCAAACGCUUCAUAACACCAAGAUAAAACACAGCAUUAAACGUUUGCCCCGAUGGAAGGAAUUCUUUGUGAAUAAAUCGUAGAAACAAAUCAACACUGUCUUCACUCUGGACUUUUCAAAAUGGCUUUUUUCGGAUUUGGCUUGCUUUCAGUGUUUGUCUAUUCGGCCUCUUUAAUGUUGAAUUCGAAGCAACUUUUGGUCAUCCGUGAGCUUGUGCGAACAAACCUUUCUCAUGCCCAAAUUCUUGGUCAAAAUGCGAUGGAUUGAAUUUUUAGAGAUAUUUCAUUCUCUUUCUAUGUAUCUCAAUCAUCAUUUUUGAUAAAUUCACGAACUUUUCCGCCAGUUUCUGACGUAGUCACAAAUUUUGGCUGGCCGACACGUACGUCGUGUUCCAGCAACUCACGACCCUCUUUGAACCGUGUAAACCACACGCGGACGCGUCUACGAGAUAAGCUGUCAUCACCAUACACUUGCCAGGCGCGGAUCCAGGGCGGGAGUUCGACCACCAAUUUUUAAAGUUCCGAAUCUCUUAGAUAAAUCUGUAAUGCACACAUAUUAAAUGGAUGCCGUACUGGUAUUUUCUACUAAACACUGGCAACACUGUAUCCGUCAACUAUGAUUUAACUGUAAGCUCAUAGAUGAUAGCGCAAGACUGGUUGCCUAUGCGGUCAGCUUGAUGUAUUAAAAACUUCUUCGCGCGCGCCUAAGCUGAGAGCAAAUUGGAUAAGAAAUACUUUUUGACCGACCAGUGGCGGAUUUAAGGAAAAGGGCCCGGUCGGCAAUAUGCACUGGGGGGGCGCAGUGGUAUGAUCGGAGACAGACGGCAAAUAGUGCGCACUAUGACUGUUUUGCGAAUAACGUAAAUUACUGCAAUUAUCGACAAAUAAAAUACGACAAUGGAAACUUUGAAAGUUGCAUGAUAACUCAGAAGUUAAUAUCAAAAUUCAAUGUGUAAUGUCAUGUUAGUGCCAUCGUACAUCAGCCUUGUUUUUGCAUUUAAUAGUGCGCACGGGUACGGGGCAGGUUGUAAUGCGCAUCGUAAUUUUAUGAAAUAAAUUAAACUUGAUGAUAUACUAUAGUCAGAAUCACGAAAGAUGACUAUUACGUCAUACCAUAAAUUGUACUGAAGUAAUCAUUGGACGUACGUCGAUGAUAAAAUCACGAUAUCAGGAAUAAUGACAACAAAUUUAUGUUAUGAUUUGGGAAGAUAGGUUAUUACACUGAUUAUUUUUGUUUUCAUUUUAUUUCAUGGUUUUGAGUUAUAAUAAUCUUAGUGCGGAGUUUUUGUUUUGAAAAAAACAGUUAUGAUUAGAAUACCUUAAGACAGCAACACCAAAGACCAAAGUAUUAUUCGACAACAACAUAACCUGCUACAACAUAACCUCUAACUAUUCAUCUUUCAAAUAUGAUCGAUCAUGC
Messenger RNA from Acanthoscelides obtectus, 4048 nucleotides. Lineage: Eukaryota; Metazoa; Arthropoda; Insecta; Coleoptera; Chrysomelidae. The record is from the annotation of a GenBank genome assembly.